ACGGCAUAUUCUCGCCCAAUCUCUCGCGCUCUCCUCCUUUCCCAGUUGAGUUUUUCCGGAGAAAUAUUUCUCUGCCAAAUUGCGUCCGUGCAUUUUCUCCAACUCUUGAUACGAAGAUCUCCCAAGAUCCCAACUGGUUGUCUUAUCCCUUCUGAUUCCCGGAUUCCUUCCAUUCCAUUCUUUUUUCAAGUUCAAUUUUUCUGUUUGUAUUUGGUGUGUCCGUCCUGAUGGUAGUGAAGAUGAUGAGGUGGCGGCCAUGGCCGCCCCUUCUUUACCGAAAGUAUGAGGUGAGACUCAUCGUGAGGAGGUUGGAGGGUUGCGAUCUGCUGCGGGAGAGUGCGGAGAAGGGGACUACUGAAACUAGAUUGACUGUCGAAAUUAAGUGGAAGGGUCCUAAGUUAACCUUGGGCUCGUUGCGGCGCGCUUUGGUCAGAAACUUCACGAGGGAGGUGGACGGCGGUGCCCACAACGGCGUCUUUGACUGGGACGAGGAGUUUCAGAGUCUGUGCACUCUCUCGGCCUACAAGGACAAUGCCUUCCAUCCUUGGGAGAUCGCUUUCACCGUGUUUAAUGGAUUAAAUCAAAGGCCAAAGAACAAGAUUCCUGUUGUUGGAACGGCAUCACUGAAUCUUGCUGAAUUUGCAUCAGCAGCUGACCAGAAAAACUUUGAUUUAAACAUCCCACUCACGCUUCCUGGGGGUUCUGUUGAACCCUGUCCUGUGCUUUGCGUCUCAGUUAACUUAGUGGAGCUAAGAGCUGCUCAAGAAAGUAUGGAUCAAGUUCAGAGAAGUAUAAUUCCUGUUCCGUCUCCAUCCCAGUCAGGGGAAACUGCCUUGGGAGAGAAAGAUGAGCUUUCUGCAAUCAAAGCUGGUCUUAGAAAAGUAAAGAUUUUCACAGAGUAUGUGUCCGCUCGGAAAGCAAAAAAGGCAUGCCAUGAGGAAGAGGGCAGUGAAGGCAGAUGCUCUGCCAGGAGUGAGGAUGGUGAGUGCAAUUAUUCUUUUGACUCUGACUCACUUGAUGAUUAUGGAGAAGGAGAUUCGGAUGAGGGAAAGGAAGAUAGCAGCAUGAGAAAGUCAUUCAGUUAUGGAAAACUGGCCUAUGCUAAUGCUGGAGGGACCUUUUACUCCAGCUUGAGGGUAAAUGAUGAUGAUGAGGACUGGGUUUACUACAGCAAUGGCAAGUCAGAUGUGGGGUGCUUGCAGAUGGAGGAUUUAUCAGGGACAUCUUCUGAGCCUUCUCUUUUACCAAGUUCAAAACGUAGCAUAUUGCCCUGGAGGAAGAGAAAGUUGAGUUUCAGAUCACCCAAAGCUAAGGGAGAGCCUUUGUUGAAGAAGGCCUAUGCAGAAGAAGGUGGUGAUGAUAUAGAUUUUGAUCGUCGCCAACUUAGUUCUGACGAAUCCAUCACACCUGGGCUGUACAAGACUGAAGAUGACUCGUGUGCAAAUCGAUCUUCAGUCUCUGAAUUUGGGGAUGAUAAUUUUGCCAUUGGGACUUGGGAGCAAAAAGAAGUAACAAGUCGUGAUGGUCACAUGAAGCUUCUGACUCAGGUCUUCUUUGCCUCGAUUGAUCAGCGCAGUGAACGUGCUGCUGGUGAGAGUGCUUGCACAGCUCUUGUUGCUGUAAUUGCUGACUGGUUUCAAAACAAUCCUGAUCUCAUGCCCAUAAAGUCCCAGUUUGAUAGUCUAAUUCGAGAAGGUUCCUUAGAAUGGAGAAACUUGUGCGAAAAUGAGACCUAUAGGGAGCGGUUUCCGGACAAACACUUUGAUCUGGAAACAGUCAUUCAAGCCAGAAUACGCCAUCUUUCUGUGAUUCCUGGGAAAUCAUUCAUUGGUUUCUUCCAUCCAGAAGGAAUGGAUGAGGAUAGAUUUGACUUUCUGCAUGGUGCCAUGUCUUUUGAUAACAUUUGGGAUGAGAUUAGUCGUGCAGAGCAGGAGUGCCCUAGCAAGGCUGAACCCCGUGUUUAUAUUGUGAGUUGGAAUGACCAUUUUUUCAUCCUCAGAGUAGAAUCAGAUGCUUAUUACAUCAUUGACACUUUAGGGGAGAGGCUUUAUGAAGGAUGCAAUCAGGCGUAUAUAUUAAAAUUUGAUGACAGCACAGUAAUAAAGAAACUGAAAAAUGUUUCCCAGUCAUCAGAUGAGCAAACAACCAGUGAUAAACAAACUGCUGCAGUAGCAUCAGAGCGCAAUAGCAGGCAGGACCAACAAGUCAACACUAAGGAGGUAGAUUCCGGUGUGGAAACAGAAGAGCAGUUGAAGGAUGAGCAGGAAGAGGAGCUUGUAUGCCAAGGGAAGGAAGCUUGCAAAGAGUACAUUAAAAGCUUCUUGGCUGCAAUUCCUAUCAGGGAGUUACAAGCUGAUGUUAAGAAAGGCUUAAUAUCAUCAACACCGCUUCAUCACAGGUUGCAAAUUGAGUUCCACUUCACCCAGUUGUUACCAUCACAUUCUGCAACAACUCCGCUGACCCAAGCAUUCAUGGCUGCACCUCAGAAUCUUGCCCUUUCGGUGACUGAGGUUCUGGCAUAAAUGUUAAUUGAUAUCAAACCAAGUGCGUCACGGUUGUUUGUCCGGAAUUCUUUGUUUCCGGUUUUGAAGUGAAAUUAACUAAAGGAAAGUCUAACAGUGAGCUAAGUUAAUGUUUGUAAUUGUUCGUGGGCGCUUGCUUCUUGUUUUUCCCUCUGUCCGUUUCCUUUUUUCCCCCUUGAGGAGGAUAUCAUGUAAAUGUCUCGUAAUUCCCUUUCUAAGUAAGCGCAAACUUUUGGUACCUAACAUGUAAUUUUGGGAAGGUUCUGCUCAUGAAUGGUUUAUAAAGCUUUUUGCAGACUUUUCAUAGCACUCUGAUGUAAGGUUUUUAUUUCUUAUCCGUUGCUUUUCGGAA
Messenger RNA from Neltuma alba, 2874 nucleotides. RefSeq lists its product as uncharacterized. The transcript is spliced from 4 exons. NCBI's taxonomy places the organism in Eukaryota, Viridiplantae, Streptophyta, Magnoliopsida, Fabales, Fabaceae. The record is from RefSeq and is a predicted model, not a curated record. Bases 228 to 2522 code for a protein of 764 amino acids.